Messenger RNA from Papaver somniferum (opium poppy), 429 nucleotides. RefSeq lists its product as uncharacterized. Lineage: Eukaryota; Viridiplantae; Streptophyta; Magnoliopsida; Ranunculales; Papaveraceae. Bases 1 to 429 code for a protein of 142 amino acids. The record is from RefSeq and is a predicted model, not a curated record. The transcript has a single exon.
AUGAAUUCCAAUUUUUUGUUUCUUCUACCCAAAACACAAGGUGCUAAAAAGGCUGAGCAGUUCAGACCAAUGGGUCUGGCAAAUUUUAACUUCAAAAUUAUUACAAGAAUCAUUACCACUAGGCUGAGUACAAUGAUUGAGAAGAUGAUUUCUAUGCAACAGGGAGCUUUUGUUAAAGGCAGGAAUACACAAGACAAAAUUGUUGUAGCUUCUAAAAUGAUAAAUGAGCUUAAUAUAAAAAGAAGAGGAGGAAAUGUAGGUAUGAAGCUAGACAUUACUCAAGCUUAUGAUUCAUUGAGUUGGAAUUUUUUAUUUGAAGUGCUUAGAAGAUUUGGCUUCUCAGAAUGUGGAAUCAACUGGUUGAGGAAACUUUUUGAAUCUGCAAAGAUCUCAGUGCUUGUGAAUGGUGGUCCAUGUGGAUUUUUUUGA